GUGGAGUUUGAUCCAUGAAUCUAAAUAUAUAUGCAUAUAAAAUUCUCUCUGGGUGGUAUAUUUUUUUUUUGCAUCCUGAAAAUUAUCCCCAACGUCCCUGAUUCUAUAUAAUGCGGCGAUAAUUUUAUAGGUCAUAAGUUCAAGCAACUCCAUCCGCGCGCGCCGAGAGCCGAUAUCAGCACUCUUAUUAUUUAUUAUACGAGAGUUCCACUUUUUUAUAGCUGUUUUCACACAAAUAGAGAAGAAAUUUCUGGCAGUUUAAGCUCCCCUCUCGACGAUACUGUUGCUCGGGCAAAGUCCCUGGCAACAAUAAGUCUCCUGGGAGGGAAUUUCGGAGGUUGCAGACAGCGAGAUUAACUUGGAGGAGAGCACGAGAGAAUGCCCAAAGCACAUCUUGGCUCGUAAAAAGAGUGCAGCGGAGAGAAAAAGGGCGAAAUGGAGGCGCCGGGAAUGCCGUGGGAGCAGCAGCAGGAACAGCACCCGACGGACCAGCGGACGCUGCCCAUCGAGAUGCAGUUCAACGACGGCCACGUCGUCGCAAUCAUCGGCUUUUCCAUUCUCUUUGUAAUAUCGUCCGUCGGCAACAGCUACGUCCUCUACAGCAUUUACAAGAGCCCCACCAAGAAGCACAUGAACUUGAUGUUAUCGCACUUGGCCGUGGCCGAUUUGAUGGUCACAUUCCUGAUGAUGCCCAUGGAGAUUGGUUGGGCGCUGACUGUUGAGUGGCGCGGCGGCGACCUUUUGUGCCGGCUCAUGUCCUUUUUCCGCACCUUUGGUCUCUUCCUCUCGGGAUUCAUGGUCAUGUGCAUCAGCCUGGACCGCUACUUCGCAGUGCUGCAGCCGCUGGCGAUGCGCGACGCCAACCACAGGGGACGUUUCAUGAUCGCGGCCGCGUGGCUGGCCAGCGCCGUCCUCAGCCUCCCGCAGGUGUUUGUGUUCUCCGAGAUGCGGCACCCCGAAUACCAGUGGUACACGCAAUGCGUGACGUUUCGAGUGUUGCCCACUCACGGGCAGCAAGUGGCCUACUCGGUGAUCGGCGUCGUCACCAUGUACAUCGCACCCCUGGUCACCAUCAUCUUCUGCUACUCGGCGAUCAUCCUCGAGAUCUGCAAGCGAGUGGUCGAUACAGGAUCUAAGUUACGACGGUCUAACUCUGCAAACCUGUACAAAGCCAAGAUUCAUACCUUGAAGAUGACCGUGGUGAUUGUUGCCAUGUUCAUUGUUUGCUGGACUCCUUACAACAUCAUGCUUAUCUGGUAUUGGAUAGAUCGGAGCGGCGCAUCAGCCGUGGACCAGAAGGUGCAGAAGCUAUUGUUCCUGUUCGGCGCCACCAACUCGAGCUUCAACCCGUUAGUGUACGGAAUUUUCAGCAUCAAAAGACCUAGUGUAGCGGCGGCGCCCCCGAGCAACGCCAAAAUUACUACCAUAACAAGGCUGAAAAGGCCAAAUUCGAGCACGGCUGGGCCGGAAAUGCCGGCGAAAAUAAUGCAGCAAGUCUAACAUAAGCGCGCUUUGUGUGUUGGCGAGGCCUUCAAAGAACGCGCGCCUUCUCGCCGGGCGCAAAUUUCGCGUGUUUCUUACCCUCGGGCCGCGAUUAUUAUCUCGAAACCUAGUCAACGAGGAAAUCGGAGAAAGAUCUUGAAGGGAGAUGCGCAACUAGAAAUCACAGAAAUCGGUUAAAAUUAAACAUUGUGUUAAGGUAUUUUAGUUAUGAUUGUUUUGUAAAAAGAAAAAUAACAAGAAUUUAAUCAUAUUGUUAUUUGGAUUCGAUUCAACCUAGUUUAUUUGUGCCUUCUCUUGAAAAAUAGCUUAGAAAGCAAAAUUAUGGGAGAGCAUCCAGGUUUAAUUAAAUCUAAAAUUGAAGGGCACAUUCAUGCACUUUAGUUAAUUGUAAAGCGCAGAUGAAUGUAAAUAGGAUUCCAAAAUUUCUUGUUCCUUAUUUCAACUUAUUUAUUUUGUAUUUAAUAUAAUUCUUAUUCCAUGUCAAAGGUGUAGAAACAAAUUAAAAUUGAUAUAAUUUAUUAAAGUUAUAAAAAACAUCAUUUUAAAUAUCUGAAUGUUACUAAUAAAAUGAAAUAUUUAAAUUAUUAUUGAAGUUAACAACUUUGUUUUUUUUUUUUGGACGGUGAUAAAAAAAAUUAUGUUGGGUACAGUCAUUAAACUGGGCACGUUUCUCAGUGCACUUAUUUACUUACGACGUAUCUCUCUUCAAGAUCUUUGAUGUAACCAACGUUGGAGUCAAUGAGUAAUCCGCUCGCUUCCAAAGUCUCAUCGACAGCCAGCAAACAAGCAAUAAAUUAACAGACGGAUCCGUUCAUCAGCUUUUUUGCUGCUCUUGUUGUUAUUCGAGCAGACCGUCCUUUGAAGUCUCUCUUUCUCGCGAAGCGCGCUCUCUCGUAUAUAAUACUUUGUACACUUGGGUUUAUUUCUGAUGCCGGAGAUAUGCUUGCUCUCUCUUUUUUACACAUCCCAAGUCACAUGUCGGCUCGAGUGCCAAUCGGAGAGUGGAAAGGUCAAUAGUACACACAACGGGUAUCUUAUGUAUAUUACACACACGUACGACCUCUCUGGCGACCCUCAACAGUUGAUCUCCUUUAUCAUCUUUCUUUUAUUCGCAAUCCACAUGAUGAACCUGCAAGCCGCGCGGCCAGCCGAAAAGAAAGAUAUAUCCCGGCAGCAGUAUAAUAAAUGUUUGCAUGCGCACCCUUUUCAAAACUCGCCGACCCCUGGGUGCCGUAAAUUUUUCUUGCGGGCAGCUCACCUUUGUCUUCCGCAAAUCUGCAGCGAAAUGUUAAAUACAGACCCGUCUAGCUUCCCCCAUUCGUACAUACCUUGCAGUUCCACAUUUUGUUGCCGAUAAACGACUUAAUUUAUACGUUAUUUUAAACUUGUAAAACCGAAAUAUGUAUGAAUGUGCGGUUUAUUUUGUAUAUUAUACCUGUAUGUAGUUCUCAUUAGGUUGUAGCCAAAGUGAAGUGCUCAAAACUUCAUGUCUUUAUUCUCUGCGGAAGAAGGAAUAAUAAAUAUUCAAAUGUGAAAUGCAGUCAUGCGUGUAAGUAAUACAGAAUGCAACCUUGCGUGGAUGAUUUUUUUUUGCUUUUCCUGCCGGCAUUGUAAGGAGUUUCCAUGUGUGUUUAAGUUGAGCUUAAGGAAUGGGAGGUUCCUCGAAAUAAAUCCUCGCCGGCUUUUAGCUGGAAUGAUGAAAAAGGCAGUGUAGAUAGUGCUUUUUCCCGAAAAGAAUGAAUAAAGGCUAAAAUAAAAUAUGAGAAAAGAUAUGCGAGGAGGAAGAAAUUAAAUUCGAGC
Messenger RNA from Neocloeon triangulifer, 3303 nucleotides. Its product is annotated as adipokinetic hormone/corazonin-related peptide receptor variant I-like. Gene Ontology annotation, biological process: G protein-coupled receptor signaling pathway. Gene Ontology annotation, cellular component: membrane. Bases 436 to 1500 code for a protein of 354 amino acids. Lineage: Eukaryota; Metazoa; Arthropoda; Insecta; Ephemeroptera; Baetidae. The record is from RefSeq and is a predicted model, not a curated record. Gene Ontology annotation, molecular function: peptide binding; G protein-coupled receptor activity; adipokinetic hormone receptor activity. The transcript has 7 exons.